UCCUCUAUGGUUGUGCUCAUCAACCAAUUCAAAAUAAUAAGAAAUAUUAAUAGUAUUUCUUAUUAUUAAUUCAAAAUCGGCUAAUGAACGUCAGAGGUCAUGAUUGUCUCUGUUAAUUAACUAUUUGAGCCGAGGUUGUUUAAUUAUGUAUGUUAGAAAAGGAGGAAGAUGUGUUUGCAACCAUAGUGACAGCCCCGAACAAACCCAAACUGGAUGAUAGUCCUUCAGUCACGCUCUAAAAAGCAGCAGUUGUUUAAGAUCUUUGGAGAGCUUCACUCAUCGUCUGUUUAUAAUAUAACGAGAGACUGCUCCGUGAAAGUACUCUAACGUCACAACCCAAAAUAACGUGACCCAUAAUGCCUUGAAGGUUCAAAGAAAUGCUUGACAACCUUGGAGGAUGAGUAACAGAAGCAGUAGUAGUUAUCGUUGUGUCCUCGGCUCCUUGAAAACAUGUCGUACACUUUCGUUGGAGAUCGAGAUGGUGUGUACAGUCGAACCUCUCCGGUAGAAAUGACUCAAGUGAACCCACAGCCGGUUCAACCUGCAACCGAAAUACAGCUCCCAGAUAUCGAAGAUUUCUCGCACAUUACGCUUCAUCAGGCUGCAAGAGAUGGUAAAAUUGACAUUAUUAAGCAAAGACUUACAAAACUUACUUCAAAAAACCAAGCUAAAUGUCAAAAACUAAUAAACAAACGAGAUGAGGACAAUACCACACCUCUGCACUAUGCUGUACGAUAUGGACAGGUGGAGGUUGUCAAAGCAUUGGUAGACUUCGGAGCAGAUAUUGACAUCCCUGGAGAGGAUGGAGCGUCUCCCUUACAUUAUGCUGCAAGAUUCCGAGCAUCUGCCAGUAGACAACUGUCACAAGUUAUUGCUGGUGAUGAAAAUGGAACAGUUACUGAUGGGGUAGAAGUAAAUAAUAUAGGUGUUGUAGCCACACCUCUGACACAUGCCAUCAGUUCCAACAGUCUUCCUGGAGAAGUGAAUCAAACUAUGUUUCAGGUUCCUUCAGAGGAUGAAUCUCUAAUACAUUUUUUUGUGAAUGAAUGUGACGGAGAUGUCAAUGUUAAAGAUUCUUAUGGAAGUACCCCUCUUCAUUAUGCAGCAUCUAAAAGCAAUGCAACUGCUGUAAAAGAACUGUUGACGUGUGAUGGGAUUAAUGUUGAUGCAAUAGAUGCAAGUGGAUCCACACCUCUUCAUUGUGCUGCUACUGAGGAUAAUGUAGAAAUUGUCAAGGUGCUACUGGAAGCUGGAUCUGAUCCAAGGGCAAAGGACAAUGAACGGAUGACACCAAUUCACUUUGCCUGCACAGAAGGAAAUGCAGAGGCUGUUAAACUUCUAUUUGAGCAUGCAGAGAGAAAGGGAGAUGUGCUUGAGAUGUUGGAGGACAGAAACAAGGAAGGUGAAACAGCGCUUCAUUCGGCAGUGGAAGGUGGAUACAUUGACAUUGUUGAAAUAUGUUUGAAGAAAGGAGCAAAGGUUAAAGCAAGACGAGGUAACCUUGCACAGCCACUGCACAUUGCUGCUAUCAAUGGAUAUGUCGACAUUGCAAAAUUAUUGGUUGAUCACAGGGCCAAGAUUGAAGCAAGGAAUGCAAACCAUGAGACGCCAUUACACAGAGCUGCUGCCUUUAAUAAGAUUUUUAUGGUGGAUUUUCUCCUUGAAAAAGGAGCUGAUAUUGAUUGCCUUGACAAGGAUAACUACACCCCCCUUCUAGCUGCUGCCUCAGAAGGACAUGCAGAUGUUGUGUCAAAACUCUUAAACAGAGGUGCAGACUUACAAGUAAAGAACAUUCAUGAUAAAACUGCAAUAUUUUUGGCAGCCGAAGAAAACAGAGUUGACACCCUAAAGGCGAUCCUUGAGAACGAAAAGGCCAAAUCUUUGAUCAAUGAGAGUGAUCGUUAUGAAAACACUCCACUCCAUGUUGCUGCUCAGAAUGGCUAUGCCUCUGUUGUUCAGGCAUUGUUGGAUAAUAAAGCAAAGAUAAAUGCAAGGAAUGAAGAUGAAAACACUCCUCUACAUCUGGCUGCAAAACAUGGAAAAAUAAGGACUGUUCUCGAGCUUGUUAAGAGGGAUCUUACCAUUAUAAAUGAUGAGGAUGAAGCCUCAAACACACCCCUUCACUUGGCGGCUAUAGAAGGUCACAUAAAGUGCUGCAGGGUUCUGUUAGAAAAAGGAGCUGAAGUGGAUGCAAGGAACUCCACAUUAUGGACGCCCCUGGACUGUGCAGCAGCUAAGGGUCACUUAAAAGUAGCAAACAUCCUGUUGGACUUUGACUCACCUGUCGAUCCUAUUGAUAAGACUAAGACCACACCUUUACAUUUAGCAGCAAAAGAGGGCCAUGCCGAUAUGGUGACACUCCUGUUGUCCAAAGGUGCUGACAUUACACUAACUGACUACAGUGGAAGAAACUGCCUUGACUUAGCAGCAGAUCACAGCCGCAAGGAAACAGCCAUGGCCAUUGUCAACGAUGAAAACUGGAUCUCUGUUUUGAAGAACAAAUCAUGGGAACAGAAUCGCGUCACGACUCCAUUGAGAAAACUGAUCAUCAAACUUCCUUCUGUGGCAGAAGCAGUCUUCAACCGUUGUGUCAAAGAAAGUGGCCACCAUGUCGAAGACAAAAAGUAUGAGGUAACAUUUUACUAUGAGUUCUUGGAAGAUAUUUACGUUGACUGGUCAGAUGGAGGCGAUGCAGGUUCGGAGACGUCCAGUUUAGCGAGCUUCUCAAUGGAAGACGUCACAGGGGAUGAAGAGUUUAGGAAGAUUCAAGGGUCAGCUGGAGUGGCUGAGGCUGUGACUCAGUUGGAGAAGAAGGAGAGUCAUCCUCUAAUGAUCAUGGUGAAGAAUAAGCGUGAACAGUUGCUAGGCCAUCCUCUUGUCACGUUUCUGUUGGAUUACAAAUGGAAGAUAUUUGGCAGGUACAUUUAUUACUUCAAGCUGGCCCUCUAUUGCUUGUUCUUGUUGUUCUUGACUGGUUAUACUGUUUACUCGACUGAGCAUGGCCCAGUUUGUCUCAAUGAAACAGUGGUUGACAAAGGAACUGCGGACGAGAGCUCUGUUGCCUACAUCUUGUGGAUAAGCGUCGGGCGUAUUGUGAUACUGGCGCUAGCAUCAGCACAUAUUCUUUCCGAGUUGUUCCAACUAGUGUAUCAGCGCAGACAAUAUUUCUCAUGGGAGAAUCUUGUGGAGUGGGGUGUGUAUGUACUCGCCAUUGUUUACGUGGCCGAUGAGUUUGAAGUGGAAGUGGUCAAUAGUUGUUCGACGGCGAAAAAAACCAUCGGAGCCUUAUCAAUCUUUUUAGCUUGGAUGGCUUUGGUGUUAUUCAUCAGAAAGUUUCCAAAGCUUGGUAUUUACGUGGUGAUGUUUACAAGCAUUCUCUACACGUUCACGAAAUUCUUCAUGAUUUAUGUGCUGUUCCUCGUUGCCUUUGCGCUUUCGUUUUUCACGCUGUUCCAUGAUCCUAAGCAAAGCAUCCGUUCGUUUGGGGAGCCUAGCCGUGCUAUCGUGAAGACAGCAGUGAUGAUGAUUGGGGAGUUCGACUUCGACGACUUAUUUAACUCGCCUGACUUGAACGUUCCUGGUGUUUCGUGGUUCAUUUUUAUUGUCUUUUUGAUUAUCAUGACUCUCAUCUUGAUGAACUUGUUGAUUGGUUUGGCUGUGGACGACAUCAAAGGUGUCCAGGAGCUGGCUGUACUCGAGCGACAAGCCAUGUUGGUUGAUUUAGCUAUGGAUGUAGAGAAAGCUUUGCCCAGAGGACUUCGGAAACGGCUUGUACCAGAAAGACAAGUCGUUCGACCAAACCAGUAUGAAGGCUUUAAAUGGUACUGGUACAGUCCGCCCAUCUCUGCACAGGAGGUCCAAGUAGCGUUGAAGCCGAACAAGUCUUCCCUUGAAGUGUUGUCUGACCGAACGGAUGAACUUCAAGAAACUGUGUCAGGAAUGAAGAAUCGCUUGAAAACAAUGCAGUUUAACCAGGAGGAGAUACACAAGAUGCUGGUGGGUAUCGUGAAGAAACUUGAUGCCAUUGUCGAAGGAGACGACGAUGAAGACGAUCAGCUGUUUUAGUCACGUGACUUGAUGAAACUGCCGGUCGUUAGAAUGGCAAAUGUGCGGGCUCACCCGCGACCCGUCUGCAAUUGCUGAUCAUUAGAAAAGUGACAAUAUUGUAACUUGAAGUAGUAUUCUGACUAAAUUUGAAAUGGAUUAGGAUUGUAUUUAUCCGUGUAUUAGCGUUGACGUCGUUACGCAUCUUGCACGUAGUCUGAGCGGAGCGUUACAAACCGAAUGUUAGUUUCAAGGGGGCUAGACGCACACGUAUAUGAAGAAUUAGUUGAAAAAGUAUUUUUGAAAUUUUCACAGUUGUACUGAUAAUCGGCUACAUCAGGAGCCUUGUCCACAUUAAAUUCUGAGAAAUAUUUACAGCCCUUGCAUCAGGAGCCCUGAACUCUUACAUCAGGAGCCCUGACUACUCUCAGUUCUAAGAAAUAUUUAUAGCUAUUUAGAUACAACAUAUAUCAGAAGGCCUGUCCACAUUCAAUUCUGAGAAAUAUUAAUAGCUAUAGCGGUACAAGAUAUAUGGCUACCUUGCACUAUAAAAGCUAGAAUAAUACUCUAGCGUGGGAAACAAUCGAUACAUGGUACUUUUACAGCCGUUGAUUGGUUAGUUUAGUUAGAUAUGUGUAGGCUAUUUUAUUGAAAAAAAUAGAUGUUUGAUGAAAUGGGAGUCUAGCAUGUCAAACAAUCGAUAUAUGGUACUUUAACAGCCGUUGAUUGGUUAGUUUAGUUAGUUAUGUAUAGGCUAUUUUAAAAAAAAUAGCUAUUUGAUGAAAUGAGAGAGACCCAAAUUAUUGAAAGGCUUACUGGGAAAUUGAAGAAUUCAUAGAAUCAAGCAAAAUAUUUAUGAUACACGGGAGAAACAUUUACGAACCUCCGUCUUCCAAACAGUAGUAUUUAUGCUUAAAUAAGCACUGAAACUUCAGAUACAAACACAGCAACAUACAUGACGAUAUAUUAGCUCUGAAGUAGAGUUUAAUGUGUGAUAACUUGUGUCUUUAAUAAUGAAUUAGGUCCACUUCUUGAAAAGAAUCUUUCGUUAAAAAGUUUAAAGAUUAAAAUGGUCAGGGAUGGGACUGACGUUAUAGUACCUCACUGAAGCGGCACUUGUCUCAAAGAAUAAAACAUGAAAGGAAGUUUUA
Stylophora pistillata is the source of this 5195-nucleotide messenger RNA. RefSeq names its product transient receptor potential cation channel subfamily A member 1 homolog. Gene Ontology annotation, biological process: monoatomic ion transmembrane transport. The record is from RefSeq and is a predicted model, not a curated record. Gene Ontology annotation, molecular function: monoatomic ion channel activity; protein binding. Gene Ontology annotation, cellular component: transmembrane transporter complex; membrane. Lineage: Eukaryota; Metazoa; Cnidaria; Anthozoa; Scleractinia; Pocilloporidae.